CGUGUAGAUGGAGAAUGUCUGAAGAAAUCUAACGUGUGGAACAUAGCUAGUUAAUUGAAGGGUUUUGUUUUGCCAAUAAGUUAGCUAGGCAUCUAUUUAUUGUGAAUAAAGAAAAAAAGUGACUGACCCAAAGAAGCAGCUAGCUCACGGCUGCAAGAAAUCCUACCGAAAUGAAGUAAGUGCUCGUGGCAGAGAGAUACUCAGACAGGGCAAAGUUAGCUAGCUAGCUAACGUACCUAGUAAACGUUAGCUUGCAGCAAGUCAGCUCUUUGCUAGCAGUUGGCUAUCGUAAACUAGCUAGCUGGUUAAACUGUAAACAUUACACCGUGCAAUGUCUGUUGGAACGAACUUAGCCACAGAUGAAUAGGGGAGUUAGCUAGCUAGCUAGUUAUAGGUUUCUUUGAUUUAGCUAAUGUACAUGCUGUCACAGUUCUGUUUUGCUCGCUAACGUUAACUGGCUAAAAUGCCCUUAUUAUGACUAUUGCACUUCCAUGCAUGUUUUUGGAAUACCUUUAUUCUAGGCUCAACAUCGAAGGGUUGUUAGUCUAUUUUCCAUAUGACUACAUUUACCCAGAGCAAUAUUCCUACAUGCUGGAACUCAAGAGGACCCUGGAUGCCAAGGUAAAUAGAGAGACCCAGCAACAUGCCACUUGUUGUAGACGAUCAUAAUGAUAUGGCCCUAUACAUGAUGGUAACACAUUGUUUAUCCAAAGGGACAUGGAGUUCUGGAGAUGCCAUCGGGAACCGGGAAAACCAUAUCUCUUCUGUCAUUGAUUGUUGCAUAUCAGCGGGUGAGUGAAGAUAUGCCCGUUUCUCCAUCAGGACUCUGUUGGAGGAAUCUUUAUCACCAUCUGGACCUCUUUGACAGUUCACUUAUAGAGUGAUAUCACCUCUCUUUGACAGGAGUAUCCCCUUGAAGUCACAAAGCUGAUCUACUGUUCCCGAACUGUUCCUGAGAUAGAGAAGGUGAUCUCUCUCUUCUCCUACACCUUUCUGUGUGCUCCCCUGUCCUUGAAGAACAUUUUGUUUUUCAUCACCUUCUCUGAUGCCAAGUUGCUCCCUUCUCCAUCAGGUGGUGGAGGAGUUGAGGAAGCUUAUGGAGUUCUAUUCUAAGGAGACGGGAGAGAAGAAUAACUUCCUGGCUCUGGCGCUCUCCUCUCGGAAAAACCUGUGUGUUCACCCCGAGGUAGGAUUAAGCACACACAGGAUCUGCAAAUAAAUCGAGGUCUAUGGGCAUAACAAUCAUAAGCCUGGAAAUAUAUAUAUAUAUAUACCGACCAGUGUCUGUUUAGCAUUGCUUUUUCCACAUUGGAGGGUAUAUCCGUGGACGGUUCUGUUUGGGAAGGCGUCGUUUGCAUCGCCGAGUGGUGCCCAGGAAAUCAUUUAAAUCCAAUUGUUAGAUUAUACUACCAACCCCCCCCCCCCCCCCCCCCCCCCCCCCCCCCCCCCCCCCCCCCCACCAAAUCAAAAUCAAACAUGGAUUCCAUUAUGGUUGUGAAUGUGUAAACGUUUAAACAAGGUUGGAAUCCUUAACGUUAAGAAAAUUCCCUAACCGAAAAACAAAGUUUUCCCCCCCCCACAUAAUUAAAAUCACAGUGCAGUUAUCACAAAACAUUAUUUUCUGUGUUAUAGCCUAACUAGAUUAUAUGGCUAUAAAGGCCUGGGGAAAAUUGUGUAAUUUACAGUUGAAGUCGGAAGUUUACAUACACUUAGGUUGGAGUCAUUAAAACUAGUUUUUCAACCACUCCACACAUUUCUUGUUAACAAACUAUAGUUUUGGCAAGUCGGUUAGGACAUCUACUUUGUGCAUGACACAAGUAAUUUUUCCAACAAUUGUUAAGACAGAUUAUUUCACUUAUAAUUCACUGUAUCACAAUUCCAAUGGGUCAGAAGUUUACAUACACUAAGUUGACUGUGCCUUUAAAAAGCUUGGAAAAUUCCAGAAAAUGAUGUCAUGGCUUUAGAAGCUUCUGAUAGGCUAAUUGACAUCAUUUGAGUCAAUUGUAGGUGUACCUGUGGAUGUAUUUCAAGGCCUACCUUCAAACUCAGUGCCUCUUUGCUUGACAUCAUGGGAAAAUCUAAAGAAAUCAGCCAAUACCUCAGAAAAAAAAUUGUAGACCUCCACAAGUCUGGUUCAUCCUUGGGAGCAAUUUCCAAACGCCUGAAGGUACCAUGUUCAUCUGUACAAACAAUAGUACGCAACACCUUGGGACCACGCAGCCGUCAUACCGCUCAGGAAGGAGACGCGUUCUGUCUCCUAGAGAUGAAUGUACUUUGGUGCGAAAAGUGCAAAUCAAUCCCAGACCAACAGCAAAGGACCUUGUGAAGAUGCUGGAGGAAACAGGUACUAAAGUAUCUACAUCAAUAGUAAAACGAGUCCUAUAUCAACAUAACCUGAAAGGCCGCUCAGCAAGGAAGAAGCCACUGCUCCAAAACUGCCAUAAAAAAGCCAGACUACGGUUUGCAACUGCACAUGGGGACAAAGAUCGUACUUUUUGGAGAAAUGUCCUCUGGUCUGAUGAAACAAAAAUAGAACUGUUUGGCCAUAAUGACCUUCGUUAUGUUUGGAGGAAAAAGGGGAAGGCUUGCAAGCCGAAGAACACCAUCCCAACCGUGAAGCACGGGGAGCCCCCCGUGUAGCUCAGUUGGUAGAGCAUGGCGUUUGCAACUCCAGGGUUGUGGGUUCGAUUCCCACGAGGGGCCAGUAUGAAAAUGUAUGCACUCACUAACUGUAAGUCGCUCUGGAUAAGAGCAUCUGCUAAAUGACUAAAAUGUAAAUGUAAAAUGGGUGGCAGCAUCAUGCUGUGGGGGUGCUUUUCUGCAGGAGGGACUGGGGCACUUCACAGAAUAGAUGGCAUCAUGAGGAAGGAAAAUGAUGUGGAUAUAUUGAAGCAACAUCUCAAGACAUCAGUCAGGAAGUUAAAGCUUGGUCGCAAAUGGGUCUUCCAAAUGGACAAUGACCCCAAGCAUACUUUCAAAGUUGUGGCAAAAUGGCUUAAGGACAACAAAGUCAAGGUAUUGGAGUGGCCAUCACAAAGCCCUGAACUCAAUCCUAUAGAAAAUGUGUGGGCAGAACUGAAAAAGCGUGUGCGAGCAAGGAGGCCUACAAACCUGACUCAGUUACACCAGCUCUGUCAGGAGGAAUGGGCCAAAAUUCACCCAACUUAUUGUGGGAAGCUUGUGGAAGGCUACCCAAAACGUUUGACCCAAGUUAAACAAUUUAAAGGCAAUGCUACCAAAUACUAAUUGAGUGUAUGUAAACUUCUGACCCACUGGGAAUGUGAUGAAAGAAAUAAAAGCUGAAAUAAAUCAUUCUCUCUACUAUUAUUCUGACAUUUCACAUUCUUAAAAUAAAGUGGGGAUCCUAACUGACCUAAGACAGGGAAUUUUUACUAUGAUUAAAUGUCAGGAAUUGUGAAAAACUGAGUUUAAAUGUAUUUGGCUAAGGUGUAUGUAAACGUCCGACUUCAACUGUAAAUAAAACCAGAGAGGAAUAGACAAACUUUAGGCUACUUUGGUGAAUUUGCGAGGCAAGCAAGACCAAGACGUAUGCUCACGGCCCCUCAUGUCUCUCCCAAGCACUGGCCUGCCUGCUCUUUCUCUUCGCUAAUGACCUGAGUGUGUGUGUGUGUGUGUGUUCAGUCUUCGGUCUGUUGCGUGUAGAAUAGCCUAGCUUAGGCUGUUCAUGGUCCGAUGUCGCCGGGAUACAGGGGUAUCUUCAGGCCAGUCUUGCGAGCACGGGGUAGGCUAUGCUUCGAUUAUGAGUGGGUGGAUGUGUUUUUGUCUCAUCAUAUGAAAUUACAGUAGGCUACCUGUAUCGAUUACCCUUUUCAGAUAAAAUGGUAUGUGGCCUCUUAAAAGCUUCUCGGCUACGGCAUGUUUGUUUGUCUGUUAGGGUAGGCUACACUACGGCUUUUUAAACGCCGACGCGAAACGUUCUCUGGAGACAUGAAUGGCAUUUGACUUAUCUAUAAAGUAAUGCCGCUUCUGAAGCGAGACUAACUUCCAUCAGUAGGCGACUGGAACAGUCAAUCCUAGCCUGCCUGCGCACAGACCACUCUUUCCUAAAAAAGUACUUUAAAGUUCGUUAAAUAUUGCGACUUACCAAGACAUUUAGUAGAAAGAAAACGCAUCUAUCAAUCCUACCAUAAAAAAACAGCAACGUUUAUUGUUGUCAGGGAAACAAUAGAACAUUAUAUGCAGGAGCAGAAUUCUACUGUCUGAAAAGCUACAGACUCAUCUGAUGCAGCACUUUUUUUAAUUGUCUGAAAAGUUAUCAAUUAUUGACAUGUUACUGUACUGCGUUCUAUGUCUGUAAAGGGUCGCAGUAGACAACUUCAUUGCCCGACCCUAGCAGUCAGUACACUGCCAACAGUAUAUCUUCACGAUGACACCCACUAACCGUGGCCCUGUAACACUCUUCAAACACAUUUGUGUGUGUUCAAAAUAGUUAAAUGAUGUGUGUGUCUGUUCAUGUCAUGGUCCAAAUUGCAUGAUUCUUUGUGUUCAGGUGAGCUCCUUACGCUUUGGGAAGGAGGUAGAUGGGAAAUGUCACAGCCUGACAGCGUCAUACAUCCGUGCCCAACGGCACAGCAACCCAAGCCUGCCUUCCUGCCGUUUCUAUGAGGUGAGGGGCUUGGGAUUGUGACAAAGAGAGUGAUCUGGACACUUCCAUGCCUCUGUCUGUCUGUCAUCCUUUCUGUCUGACUGACUCUGUCUGCUCUAGGAGUUUGAUGCUAUGGGAAAGCAGGUGCCCCUCCCCGCUGGAGUCUACAACCUGGACGAUAUGAAGGACUUUGGGCGGAGGAAAGGCUGGUGCCCCUACUACCUAGCACGAUAUUCGGUAAGAAUAGCCCAUAGUCAUAGCAAUCUGAUGUUUUUCUUUUACCAGUGUUUUUGUAGCAUGUUGUAUUUGACAGCAUUACUAAAGACGGUACAGUAUGAAGAUAGGCAGAAACUGAUUCUCCAAUAGAAAGCACAGAUCACACUUGUAGGCAAUAUACUUUCGAUAUAAAGUUGUUUUUGACAUGAAUGAAAACGUGUCAGUUUGUCACUAGGUUGGAGUAAUAACAUAUUCAACUACUUAUGACAUUGGCUCAGAUCUAGGUUGUGCCUUUUUAGAUUUUGAGAAAAUUGACAAGUAAGAAUUUUUCACUUCUCUCAUUGACUUCUCAAACCCUGGCCUGGUCUGUUUCGCAAGCGUUCCCGGAAGUCUUGCGAUGUUGUGCCUCUGGGUUUAGAAACUCUGUGGCAUUACUGUAUGAAGGAUGAUGUUUUUCCUCUUGCUUCAUUCCUUAACACAUACAGAUCCUCCAUGCCAACAUCAUAGUUUACAGUUACCACUACCUUCUGGACCCAAAGAUUGCAGACCUUGUCUCAAAGGAGCUCUCCAAGAAAUCGGUGGUUGUUUUUGACGAAGCACAUAACAUCGGUAAGGACAUCCACGUGUUUCUUUCCCAUUUGUUUAAGAAACCCACUGUUUCAAGCCUCCACAAGCUGAUAUUCCAUCCUCUUCCUCAGACAACGUGUGCAUCGACUCCAUGAGCGUCAACAUCACCAGGAGGACUCUGGACCGUAGUCAGGCCAACGUGGAGACCCUACAAAACACCAUUCUCAAGUAAGGUCAUACUGCUCAGGGUCAUACACUCAGGGUUCUAGUGGAGAGCAGCACUAGAAGCACUAACAUUUUAUGUGUACAAAGGAGAACGUACAAAGAGUUAAUAAUGUGACAGGCUGAACCAGUUUGUUGUUCUUGCCCCGAAAGUGUAGAGGGUUGUGAUGUCAUCUCAACCUCUUGUCCUCUGCUGUAGGAUAAAGGAGACAGACGCAGCCAAACUGAAAGAGGAAUACAGACGAUUGGUGGAGGGCCUGAAAGAGGCCAACGUUGCCAGGGAGACCGAUGUCUACAUGUCCAAUCCCGUGUUGCCAGAUGAGAUCCUCCAAGGUUAGCCCACUGGCGUCCAGUCGAAAACAACCAGUUAUUGAAUAUUUGUUCAUAUUUGUAUCGAUUUAUGCUCAAACAGGGUUUCAUGUAUCUAUCUUUCCCUUUCUAUACCCUGUCCUCCCUCCCCGCACUGUCUUUCUUUACGUAUUUCCCCCUCUGCCUCCAGAGGCUGUCCCUGGCAGUAUCCGCACGGCAGAGCACUUUGUGGGCUUCAUGAAGCGUUUCCUGGAGUACCUGAAGGCCAGGCUGAGGAUUCACCAUGUAGUGCAGGAGAGCGCUCCCCAGUUCCUUAAAGACAUCUUCGAGAAGGUCUGCAUUGACCGCAAGCCCCUCAGGUGACUUCUACAGUACUUUUGUGUUAGUUUUGUAAAGCCUGGUGCCCUUGGUUGGUGGAGAUUUCCACUUUAGGACCAAUGGAAUGGCCUUAACAUGUGCAAACUCCGUCCACCAGGGCACCGGGCAAUGCAAAAAUAAUGCUCCUAGACCUAAGACUCCAUCGUGGAUUAUGUCUCUUUGGAACAUUGAAAGAAGUUUCUAGUAACUCCUCCACACUCCUUAAUUCUUAUAUUGUAUAUCUAUUUGUUUCUCUAGAUUCUGUGCAGAGAGGUUGCGUUCGUUGCUGAGGACUUUGGAGAUUGCGGACAUCGCAGACUUCUCAGCCAUCACCCUCAUCUCCAACUUUGCCACUCUGGUCAGCACUUACAGCAAAGGUACUGAACCUACUAGGCUGACUGUGUGUAUGUUACCUCUACAUGGCUACAGCUAUGUGGUUAUUUACUUUCCUUGUCCUUUCCAUCUUCCACCCUCAGGCUUCACCAUCAUCAUUGAACCCUUUGAAGACAGAACCCCCACCAUUGCUAACCCCGUGCUGCACUUCAGGUGGGGUUCAUUUGUGUUGAGCGUAUUUUGUUUUGCCAGCAGAAUGGUGUGAUAUUGAUGGAUGAGCUGUUGUACCAAUGCAAGAGCCAAGGGUGAAAUAAUCCAUCAGGAUGGAAGUGAAUGUAUACUCUGCUUAGUUACUCAUUGUGCCAUUGGAUAGUUUAAAUGCACCAUAAGAAUAGAUUUGUCAUUCAUCUUAUCUGGGAUCAAGUUGAGAGAAACAGGAACAAUUUAUAUGAUAUGUGGCAUAAAUCCAGGUCCAGGCAUUCAUGUAGUUUCAGAUAUUAAACAGCCUUUAUUUUAUAGGCUAGUGCGUUAAAAAAAAAACACACGCAUGUCAGUUUACGCUUUUUAUCUGGGAUCUACUUCUAACCCUGGCUCUCCUUUCAGCUGUAUGGACCCUUCCAUUGCCAUCAAGCCUGUGUUCGAGCGCUUCCAGUCUGUCAUCAUUACGUCAGGGGUAAUCUUUCUCCCUCCUCCUGUUCCUAGAUUAACUGUGACCUAGCCACUAAUCAGUGAUUACACGCCACCUGCUGAUGGUCUCAUCUGUCCAAGAUGGGGCCACUCACAUUCCAAUGCAGUCGGGCUAGAGUGCUAUUUGUACAUUUUGUGCUGUAUCUUGUUAUCUUGUCCAUGUAGAUGUGUUAAUGAGGGACAAAUGGCUUUUCUUUGUGUUUCUCAGUACUUUAUCAACAGGGGAUUCCCCCUUAAAUCUGCAGCUUUAAUGAUUUUUUUACCACCAUUCAGAAUGACAGUUUAUCAAUGAAUUUGCAUGCGAUGCAAACAGAAAUGUAAAGAAGUUUGAUAGUUUAUAUUAUUUUGAGUAUAUUAUUUUGCCUGUAGGUGUCUUCAGUGGUGAGUUCAGUACUAUGACCAUCACUUCACUCCAUUGAUCCUCACACUAGAUCCCUUGGCUGUGUGUUGGCUUGGCUGUCCUACCCUGUGGCUGUCUACUUCUGAUCAUGUUUCUAUCCACAGACCCUUUCACCGUUGGACAUUUACCCCCGAAUCCUGGACUUCCGGCCUGUUACCGUUGCAUCCUUCACCAUGACGCUGGCACGCACCUGCCUCUGCCCUCUUGUGAGUAAUCUCAGAAACAGUCUACAUGAUAUGACCUGAGUGGUUAAUUCAAGCUAUGCUGAGCUUCAGAAAGAAUGCAAGGGGGUGACACGGAGCUCUUCCUCUUUCAGGUGGUGGGGAGGGGGAACGACCAGGUGGCCAUGACCUCCAAGUUUGAGACGCGUGAAGAUUUUGGUUAGUGGUUGUUACAUUGUAUCGAAAUAUUGUAAUCUUUCCUUGCUUCUUUGUAAGCUUAGACUCUCCUUUCCUUAGUUGGGAUAAACAAAACAUUGAAAUAAACCUGGUCUGGGUUCUAUUUUUCAGCUGUCAUCCGUAACUAUGGCAACCUGCUGCUGGAGAUGUCUGCGAUCGUGCCCGACGGCAUCGUGGCCUUCUUCACCAGCUACAUCUACAUGGAGAACAUUGUGGCCUCGUGGUAUGAGCAGGUGUGUACACACGGUCCACAAAUGGAAUUGAGAAUAAAUGUAAAAGUGAAUAAGGUGUGGUUCUGUCUGUACUAUUAUAGCAAUAGACAUAUCUACACUGAACAAAAAUAUAAACAUAACAUGUAAAGUGUUGAUCCCAUGUUUCAUUAGCUGAAAUAAGAGGCCAUAAAUGUUCCAUAUGCACAAAAAGCUUAUUUCUCUCAAAUUUUGUGCACAAAUUUGUUUACAUCCCUGUUAGUGAGCAUUUCUCCUGACAAGUGUGGCAUGUCAAGAAGCUGAUUAAACAGCAUGAUCAUUACACAGGUUCACCUUGUGCUGGGGACAAUAAAAGGCCACUCUAAAAUGUGCAGUUUUGUCACACAAAACAAUGCCACAGAUGUCUCAAGUUUUGAGGGAGCGUGCAAUUGGCAUGCUGACUGCAGGAAUGUCCACCAGAGCUGUUGCCAGAGAAUUUAAUGUUAGUUACUCUACCAUAAGCCUCCUCCAACAUCGUUUUAGAGAAUUUGGCAGUACAUCCAACUGGCCCCUAACUGCAGACCAUGUGUAUGGCGUCAUGUGGGCGAGCUGUUUGCUGAUGUCAGCGUUGUGAACAGAGUGCCCCAUGGUGGCGGUGGGUUUAUGGUAUGGGCAGGCAUAAGCUACGGACAACGAAGAGAAAUUGCAUUUUAUCGAUGGCAGUUUGAAUGCACAGAGAUACCGUGACGAGAUCCUGAGGCCCAUUGUUGUGCCAUUCAUCCUCCGCCAUCACCUCAUGUUUGAGCAUGAUAAUGGACCGCCCCAUGUCGCAAGGAUCUGUACACAAUUCCUGGAAGCUGAAAAUGUCCCAGUUCUUCCUGCAUACUCACCAGACAGCAUGUUCCAGUUCCCGCCAAUAUCCAGCAACUUCGCACAGCCAUUGAAGAGGAGUGGGACAACAUUCCACAGGCCACAAUCAACAGCCUGAUCAACUCUAUGCGAAGGAGAUUUGCCUCAUGCAGCGUGACACAUGGUGGUCACACUAGCUACUGACUGGUUUUCUGAUCCACGCCCCUACCUUUUGGGGGGGGGGGGGGGGGGGAAUCUGUGACCAACAGAUGCAAAUCUUUAUUCCCAGUCAUGUGAAAUCCAUAGAUUGGGCCCUAAAUUUAAUUAAUUUAAUUGUUGCAUUUAUAUUUUUGUUCAGUAUAUGUUAGCAUUUUAUUGGCAGCAGAUAGAAUUGUGCAUUGUGCCCAAAUGUUUAUCGGUGAUGGAUUCCUGAGUAAUCUGUAAGUUGAGUAAGCAUUGUCCUCUUGUCCUGUCCCUGUGUGUCUGUCUGUAGGGCAUCUUAGAGAACGUCCAGAGGAACAAGCUGAUCUUCAUCGAGACCCCAGACGCAGCAGAGACCAGCAUGGCUUUGGAGAAAUACCAGGAGGUCAGGAGACCCUUUCUUUGAUUGUCUUAGGUUGUCUUCUGUCGUUGUGUCUGUGACCUCUGACCUCUUAUCCGUUGUGCCCCAGGCCUGUGAGAAUGGCAGAGGAGCCAUCCUGCUGUCUGUGGCCAGGGGAAAGGUGUCAGAGGGAAUUGACUUUGGUGAGUGUUUUUGUAUUUGUUUGGUAUUUUAUUAGGAUCCCCAUUAGCUGUUGCAAAAGCAGCAGCUACUCUUCCUGGGGUCCAGACAAAACAUGAAUCAUGACAUAAUACAGAACAUUAAUAGACAAGGACAGCUCAAGGACAGAACUACAUACAUAAAAAAAUAUAUAAAAAAGGCACAGGUAGCCUACAUAUCAAUACAUACACACAAAAUAUCUAGGUCAAGUAGGGGAGAGGCGUUGUGUUUCUGAAACCACGUUUGCUGUUUAUUUGAGCAAUAUGAGAUGGAAAGGAGUUCCAUGCAAUAAUUGCUCUAUAUAAUACUGAAUGCUUUCUUAAAUUUGUUCUGGAUUUGGGGACUGUGAAAAGACCCCUGGUGGCAUGUCUGGUGGGGGAAGUGUGUGUGUCAGAGCUGUGUGUAAGUUGACUAUGCAAACGAUUUGGGAUUUUCAACACAUUGUUUCUUAUAAAAAGAAGUGAUGCAGUCAGUCUCUCCUCAACUCUUAGACAAGAGAGACUGGCAUGCAUAGUAUUUAUAUCAGCCCGCUGAAUACAAUGAAGAGCAAGACGUGCCGCUCUGUUUUGGGCCAGCUGCAGCUUAACUAGGUCUUUCCUUGCAGCACUGGACCACACGACCGGACAAUAAUCAAGAUUAGACAAAAAUAGAGCCUGCAGAACUUACUUUUUGGAGUGUGGUGUCAAAAAAGCAGAGCAUCUUUAUUACAGACAGACCUCUCCCCAUCUUUACAACCAUUGAAUCUAUAUGUUUUGACCAUGAUAGUUUACAAUCUAAGGUAACGCCAAGUAAUUUAGUCUCCUCAACUUGUUCAACAGCCACACCAUUCAUUACCAGAUUCAGCGGAGGUCUAGAACUUAGGGAAUGAUUUGUACCAAAUACAAUGCUCUUAGUUUUAGAGAUGUUCAGGACCAGUUUGUUAGUGGCCACCCAUUCCAAAACAGACUGCAACUCUUUGUUAAGGGUUUCAGUGACUUCCUUAGCUGUGGUUGCUGAUGCUUAUAUGGUUGAAUCAUCAGCAUACAUGGACACACAUGCUUUGUUUCAUGCCAGUGGCACGUCAUUGGUAAAAAUAGAAAAGAGUAGAGGGCCUACACCACACUUUACAUGUUUGACAUUAGAGAAGGUUCCAUGAAAGAAAACCCUUAUAGUUCUAUUCGAUAGAUGGCGCUGAAUCCACGAUAUGGCAGAGGUUGAAAAGCCAUAACACGUACGUUUUUUCAACAACAUGUUAUGGUCAGUAAUAUCAAACACUGCACUGAAAUCUAAUAGUACAGCUCCCACAAUCUUCUUCUUAUCAAUUUCUUUCAACCAAUCAUCAGUCAUUUGUGUCAGUGCAGUACAUGUUGAGUGCCCUUCCCUAUAAGCAUGCUGAAAGUCUGUUGUUAAUUUGUUUACAGAGAAAUAGCAUUGUAUUUGGUCAACAGUUUUCUAAGAGCUGGCAGCAAGCUUAUAGGUCUGCUGUUAGAACCAGUAAAGGCCGCUUUACCAUUCUUGGGUAGCGGAAUUAAUUUGGCUUCCCUCCAGGCCUGAGGACAAAGACUUUCCUCUAGGCUCAGAUUAAAGAUAUGACAGAUAGGAGUGGCUAUAGAAUCAGCUACCAUCCUCAGUAGCUUUCCAUCUAAGUUGUCAAUGCCAGGAGGUUUGUCAUUAUUGAUCGGUAACAAUCAUUUUCCACCUCUCCCACACUAACUUUACAAAAUUCAAACUUGCAAUGGUUUUGUUUCAUUAUUUGUUUUCUUUAUGCAUGAAUACGAUGGCUCACUGUUCAUUGUUGGCAUUUCCUGCCUAAGUUUGCCCACUUUGCCAAUUAAGUAAUCAUUAAAAUAAUUGGCAACAUCAAAUGGUUUUGUGAUGAAUAAGCAAUCUGAUUCGAUGAAAGAUUCAGUUGAAUUAGUCUUUCUGCCCAUUUCAUUUUAAAGUACUCCAAAGUUUUUUCCCAUCAUUCUUUAUAUCAUUGAUCUUGGCUUCAUAAUACAGUUUCUUCUUCUUUUUGUUGAGUUUAGUCACAUAAUUUCUCAAUUUGCAGUAAGUCAGCCAGUCAGAUGUGCAGCCAGACAUAUUAGCCACUCCCUUUGCCCCAUCUCUUUCAACCAUACAGUUUUCCAAUUCCUCAUCAAUCCAUGGAGCCUUAACAGUUCUAACAGUCAGUUUCCUAACAGGUGCAUGUUUAUCAAUAAUUGGAAGAAGCAAUUUCAUAAAUGCAUUAAGUGCAGUGUCUGGAUGCUCCUUAUUAAUCACAUCAGACCAACAAAUAUUUUUUACAUCAUCCACAUAUGAGUCACAGCAAAAUCUUUUGUAUGAUCUCUUAUACACUAUUUUAGGCCCAGCUGUUGGAACUUUGGCUUUCCUGGAUAUAGCCACUAUAUUGUGAUCACUGCAUCCAAUGGGUACGAUACAGCUUUAGAACAAAGUUCUACAGUAUUAGUAAAAAUGUGAUCGAUACAUGUGGAUGAUCUUGUUCCUGUAGUGUUUGAACACCCUGGUAGGUUGAUUAAUAACCUGUAGCAUAGAAGUAGAGCCUCCAUCAGGCUCAUUUGCAAAACAAAAUGGCCACCAAAGUUACAACACAGUUCACGUACAGUGAGUUGUUCAGUGUAGUUAUUUGAAGAGAUGAGUGAUAUGAAAAUGUCUCCCUCAGUUCAUCAUUUUGGCCGUGCGGUGAUCAUGUUCGGAGUGCCUUACGUUUACACACAGAGCCGGAUCCUGAAGGUCAGUCUCACUCCUCUGCUGUUUAUCAUCCUUCCCUUGUUCUUCUCUUCUGUUCCGCGUAUGUCCUCCUCACCCUUCUCUGUUAUUCUUUCACUUUACUUCCUUUAAUCCUAAUGGGCUGUUUGUCCAAAAUAGUUAUCCUUCUCCUCUUUUGUCCAUCUCUACCAGGCUCGUCUGGAGUACCUGCGGGACCAGUUCCAGAUUAGAGAGAAUGACUUCCUGACGUUUGACGCCAUGCGGCACGCAGCACAGUGUGUGGGCCGCGUCAUCAGGGGCAAGACGGACUACGGCUUGAUGAUCUUCGCCGACAAGGUGAGGACCUUUUGGAACUUGGUGUGUCCAAAAGUUUGAGGCAAACAUUUCUUACCACUCUGAUCAUUGAUAGACUCUAACCUGAUAAUUUUGUUGAUCCUCUUUUAAGUGUCUGUAAUGUCUACUUAAAUGUUUGUAAUGUAUUUUUAGUUCUGUGUUAGACCCCAGGAAGAUUAGCUGACGUUAUGGCGUCAGCUAAUGGGGAUCCUAAUAACAACUUUUAAAUUUAUCUUGUAAUAAAAAAAUUAUAAUCAUAAAAAAGUGGAUUUCUGGAAGUUGAAAGCCAUAAUGCACUGAGGUCACAGCAGGUUGUUCCAUAAUGCUGUUAGCUAUCUAGUGCCUUCACAUCAGUGGUAACAAAUAAAUGGGUAAAAUAAAAAAAGGCUAUUGAAGAGAAUUGGAACAAAGCCUAAGAUCCUGUUUCUCUCUCGUGUUGCAGCGCUAUGCCCGGGCUGACAAGCGAGGGAAGCUGCCCCGGUGGAUUCAGGAGCACCUCACUGACGGCAGCCUCAACCUGACCAUCGACGAGACGGUACAGCUGUCCAAACACUUCCUACGCCAGAUGGCCCAGCCCUUCAAACAGGUACAGCACAUCACAGUACAGAGACAUGUUUAGUAGGGUUCCAAGGUUGUGGAAACAAAUGUAGAUGCCGGUCUGACAUGUAGAAUAAGAAAUCACAUCAGAUCUAUUCAUGAUAUCUCUACCUGCAACGUUCUUCAAUGUUUGCCAACUGAACGUGUCCCAGGUCUCCCCUUAACCCCUCCUUUCUCUGAAUGUCUCUCUCUGUCAUCCCCCCCCCUCAGGAAGACCAGUUGGGCCUGUCUCUGCUGACACUGGAGCAGCUGCAGUCAGAGGACAUGCUGCAAAAGAUCGCCCAGAUCGCUCACCAGGCCUAAGAGGAAGUGUCAUCACCCAGUCAAACCCACGUCUGUCAUACAGACAAGGUCACUGUUUCAAUACUGUCCUACUGUACAUAGAACAGUUUUUUUUUAACAACGUGUAUAUUUGCAUAAGCCGGGAGGCCGAAAAAUAAAUGUUUACAGUUUCUACCAUGCAGUUGACAUGUUUAAAAAAAAAAUGUACUUAGGGUACAUCAUGAAACAUACGCAGACAAGGCUAGCAUGAACACAGUGGAUUGAAGAGACUCAUUUUCAAAGACAUUGACAAUCUGCAAAGAAAGCUCUCCGUAUGUAACAGCAGUGGAGAUU
This is a messenger RNA of Coregonus sp. 'balchen', 14125 nucleotides long. Lineage: Eukaryota; Metazoa; Chordata; Actinopteri; Salmoniformes; Salmonidae. The record is from the annotation of a GenBank genome assembly.